This is a messenger RNA of Alosa alosa (allis shad), 2951 nucleotides long. It is a transcript of the gene scamp3, whose product is annotated as secretory carrier membrane protein 3. The record is from RefSeq and is a predicted model, not a curated record. The transcript has 10 exons. NCBI's taxonomy places the organism in Eukaryota, Metazoa, Chordata, Actinopteri, Clupeiformes, Clupeidae. The coding region runs from base 591 to 1721 and encodes 376 amino acids. Gene Ontology annotation, biological process: protein transport. Gene Ontology annotation, cellular component: recycling endosome membrane; trans-Golgi network membrane.
GCUUGUCCUCUCGCCGCAGUCACAUGACUUGACUUCCUGAAUCCUGCCUUCUCACGAAAAAAAAUUUCACCGCUUUCGUUACUGCAAGGAAAUUGGAAUUCAAAGGGCAGGCCACAAUUAAGCGAACCUUUCGAAGACGACGCAAUGCAGCCUGGAGGACUCAAAAUCACCAGACACUAUAAAUGAGAGUAAAUGAAGACAAGGUUGGCUACGUGGCUUGCCAGCUAGCGAGCAACGUAGCGAUAGCUAAUUUCAUUUAACGGUAACGUACGUACGCUAGCUUAGCUGUCUUUUAGCUAUUUAGCUAGCCUUUAGCCAUAGUGCUAACAGCUGUCGUUUAGUUUUAGUGCUUGAUCGAGUGGAGUAAUCACACAACAACCAAUACCAACAAAUCCGUUCAGAUACAGUUAUAAGCGAUUCGAACGUUAAUGCUAACUAAACAUCCUGCUAAGCGGUAUCAUUGAUUAAUCUCCACAGACAUCCACAUUCUCAGGGGUUUUGGAAGGGUAGUAGCUUUCAUAUUCAAGCUAGCUCGCUAGCCGACAUACUAAAGACAUCUUUGUAGUUGUCAAAACCAACGAUAAGGAAUCAUGUCAAAGUACACCAGUUUUCCUGAGCCGAAUGCCGAAGAUCAGAAUCCAUUCCAGGACCCGUCUGUUACCCAACACAGCAGCACCACGGGUUAUGCCACUCUGGACCUGUACAACCCUUUUGACAACAAGACAGUGCAGCCACCACCUCCUUACGAGGCCACAGUGCCCAAUGCACCUCCGCCCGCUCAAACCCCACCCAAUCGGACGACACCCACGGAACCACGCAACUAUGGAUCCUACACCAACCAGAACGAGGAUAGUUCUGCCUCGGGCUCAUAUGUCCCACCCAUUCUGCAAUCAACAGCCAGCCCACCUGGAGAUACUGUAUGGGUUUGCCCUCCCACUUUGCAUAUAGAGGCAAAAAAAAAAAAUCAAAUGCUCGCUCUAUGCCUGCCCUGCGUGCAGAGGAAUGGAGAGGAGAGCCCCGCGAAUAAUAUGUGGAGCUGGUUUGGGACAUGGGAUCUGGAGCCUCGUCAGAAUAACUGGCCCCCCCUGCCCUCCUUCUGCCCAGUGGGGCCCUGCUUCUACCAGGACAUCAGUGUGGACAUCAACCAGAACUUCCAGCGCACUGUCACCAUUAUGUACUACUACUGGAUGUUCACGGCCUGCACUCUACUGUUCAACCUGAUCUCCUCGCUGGCCAACUUCUGUGUGGAUGUCUCGGGGGGCGUAGGUCUGGGCCUGGCUAUCCUCUGGUUCAUCCUCUUCACUCCCUGCUCCUUCGUCUGUUGGUACAGGCCCGUGUACAAAGCCUUCAGGAGUGACAGCUCUUUCAACUUCUUCGCCUUCUUCUUCGUUUUCUUUGCCCAAGUCGUCUUCUAUGUCAUCAUGACUAUCGGCAUCCCUGGCUGGGGCUUCAGUGGGUGGAUCGUGAGUCUGGCUACUCUGAAGUCCAGCGUUCCUGUUGGGGUGAUAAUGUUGCUGAACGCUAUUCUCUUCACUGGCCAGGCGGCCAUGGGAGUGGUCAUGCUGAAGAAGGUGCACUCCCUCUACAGGCAGACCGGGGCCAGUUUUGAGAAGGCUCAGGCUGAGUUUGCCACUGGCGUUAUGUCCAAUCAGGCCGUCAGGCAGGCAGCGGCAACUGCCACCACCUCUGCUGCCCAGAGUGCCUUCACGGGGGCGCGGUAGAGGUUUGGCGGAAGAGGAGGAGGGUGGGUCUGGGUCGUGCGCUUGUCUGGGACGGCUAGUCCAAGCUGGACAAGUCUUUACAGACACGCUGGCCUCAGAUGUAUCGGGACAAACAUUUGUGCAAGGUAGAUUUCCUUUGUUUCUGUCCAUGAUGUCCAUUGUUUAUUUAAAAUAAAAAAUGAAUUAUAAAAGUCAGUAACUGGGUAGUAAGAGUAGAUUGUGUCCCUCAUAAUUUACCUACACGUUUUGAAAAAAAAAAAAAAAAAAAAGAUGUCGAUUAAAUAACAAAAAACACUUAAAGCGCUGUUUGCACGGAUACACCUGAGCGCCAAGAAGUGAUAUCACCAGUUGUUAAUGUCCCGGGGGUGGGGGUGGGAGCCAGGACUAUACCCAGAAACCUACUUGGGGAGAUGGGGAAGAGUGGGAAUAUGAGGGGUCGGGUCGGGGGGGGUGUAGGUUACUGUAAAUGAGAAAUCUGUCAUAAAAGAAAUUCAAUGGAAGACCCACAGGUGGUCUACUACUGAGAAGUAGAUCCCAAGUAGGGUGCCAAUGCCAUGGCAGUCAGUCUCCCCUUCUGCUGCCAGUGUGCAAGGGUCCAUUUCAUCACUACUCGAGUACCCACAUUAAGGCUGUUAUGGCCUGAUGAUAAUUCAAAGCCACCCCCCACCCCCACCCCAGAGUUCAGUGAAGAUGUGAGAAAUUGCUUUGAGCUUUUUUGCAGUUAUUUUUUUUUUUUUUCAUAAUGGUUUCCUUACCUGAAAAGGCGCUGGUGACUCUCUUGCAUUUCUGCUCCCAGUGUUCUACCUUUGCUUUAAUUGGCUGCAGCAGUCAGCCAGGCCCUUUCAGUAACAAAUAGCAACACCCAAGCAUUGCUCCUCACAUGAUAAUAAAAAAUAAUAAUAAUAUGUGGAGAUGUGUGGCAAUUGUAUUAUGAAUGCAAGCAAACUGAUGAACAAACAAGAUUGAAUUGCAUGUUGUAUAUUUGAAUGAAGGACAUAAAGGCAGAAGAUCAUGUUGCUACAGCUGACGAUGCAGUGUAAAACACACUAGGUUGAUUUAACAUGUAAUUAACUAUGGCUGAAUUGUUCAGGUGUCUGUGGCCAAUGUUUUUAUGUCGCUAACAAUGAGCUCUAACUGGUUUUUAUGUUUUACCUUAUCUUUUUUGUGAUGUGAAGGAGAAUACCAAUUUAAGUAUUUUUUCCAAUGCCAAAAUAAAGAACGACAAAAGCA